Molecule: messenger RNA, 1074 nt
Organism: Oldenlandia corymbosa var. corymbosa
Lineage: Eukaryota; Viridiplantae; Streptophyta; Magnoliopsida; Gentianales; Rubiaceae
Source: the annotation of a GenBank genome assembly
AUGGCUUCAACAGGGUCUCAACAUCUCUUCAUAUUCCUCCUCUGUUACCAUCUCUGUUUCACUCCUGGUACAUCUGCUGGAAAGCUGGAAGGUGUAGUGUUUUCUCUAUCCCGGAGGGUAUUAGCUGACAGUUUCCUCUUGAAAGCAAUUAGGCAUGAUGUGGUCAAUCCACCAGUUACUUAUCCUACAAAUCCAAUGACUAAUCCAGUGACUAAUCCAGUAACAACACCAAAUACUGUUCCUCCUGUUGUUACUGUUCCAGGUACAAAUCCCAUUGGCGCUGCAACACCGACUCCUGUCACCACUCCAACAACACCAGUUCCUCCCGCGGUACCUGCCCCUGUCCAGGUCCCACCCACAAAUCCGGUUAAUCCAGUAACUCCGGCUGUGCCAGUGACCAAUCCAGUGGCGCCGCCUACUAACCCCGUCACCACGCCUACAAACCCUGUCACGACGCCUACUAACCCUGUCACGGCACCAGGACAGGUUCCUGUCACGCCUCCUGCGACAAACCCUGCUCCAUUUCCGGUAACUAAUGCCCCCGCAAUUCCAGGGCAGAGCUGGUGUAUUGCUAAGAGUGGAGUACCAGACACUGCACUUCAGUCAGCAAUUGAUUAUGCUUGUGGAAUAGGAGGUGCAGAUUGUACAACCAUUCAGCAAGGUGCAUCUUGUUAUAAUCCUAAUACAAUGCAGAAUCACGCAUCAGUCGCAUUCAAUAGCUAUUAUCAGAAGAAUCCUUCUCAAGCUAGCUGUGACUUUGGGGGAACGGCCAUGAUAACAAAUGUCAAUCCGAGUACUGGUUCUUGUGUGUACGCAUCAUCAGCUUCGGCAGCGAUACCAGGGGCAGUCACCCCUUCAACAGCAUCUUCAUCAGGAACGACGCCAAUUAGUUUUGGUACUCCUCCAUCUCUUCUAAAUGCAAGCAAUCCAGCUUCAGGAACCACAACUGCAGGUUAUGGAGAUAGCCCCUCUAGUUCAAUCGCUUCAACAUCCGCCUCAAACCAUUUCCAGCCCGCCAGCAGUUUCAUCUUCUUGAUGAUCACAGCCACUAUUGCUUGGACCUUAGUCUUCUGA